This is a messenger RNA of Lethenteron reissneri (Far Eastern brook lamprey), 5547 nucleotides long. RefSeq names its product SH3 domain-containing kinase-binding protein 1-like. NCBI's taxonomy places the organism in Eukaryota, Metazoa, Chordata, Hyperoartia, Petromyzontiformes, Petromyzontidae. Gene Ontology annotation, molecular function: catalytic activity; protein binding. The record is from RefSeq and is a predicted model, not a curated record. Gene Ontology annotation, biological process: actin filament organization; cell migration.
GCCCACCGUCGCCGCCUGUAUUGCCACAGCGACAACUGUGAUUAUUGCUUCUCUUCUGUGUAACGUUAGCCGCACUCACUGUACCGUCUUGCUGGUGUUUAACUUUCGCGGUCACGUCUCUCGCCCUUGGAGCUGAGCGAAGCAUGGGUAGGAAGCGUGGAUCAUAAACACGGACAUUAAACAAAGCAAUGGAACAAAAACUGAACAGUUGAGGUGCUGGUGGAGUUCGACUACGAGGCCCAGGCGGAUGACGAGCUGACCCUGCACGUGGGCGACAUCGUCACCGCCGUGCGCAAGGACAGCGGAGGCUGGUGGGAGGGCGACCUGCACGGCCGCCGUGGCGUCUUUCCCGACAACUUUGUCAAGGAACUCAAGAGGGAGGACAGCGGCAAGAAGGAGGGCACGCUGACCCGGCACGGCGAGAAGACCGGCAACGUGGCAAACUUGGUGAACCGCAUGAGCGUCGUGGGUCUGCCCGUCGGCAUGCAAACCAUGCCCAAAACGUCUCGUCGCGGCUUGAGCGAGAAGGUGCGCAAGCGGCGCUGCCAGGUGGCCUUCAGCUACGUGGCGCAGAACGACGAUGAGCUGGACCUGGCUGUGGGCGACGUGGUGGACAUCAUCAAGGAGGUGGAGGAGGGCUGGUGGGAGGGCUCUCACAACGGACGCACCGGCGUCUUCCCCUCCAACUUCGUGAAGGAGGUGACGGAGGAGAGCGCCGAGCAGGAGAACGGCGAGUCGCCACCGCCCGCCGAGACCUCCGACUCCACCGACUCCAGCCAGAGGGACGGUGGCGGUGGAGUGGAGGGUGGCGGCGCCGGCGAGAUCCAGCCGUCGAAGAAGCUCCGCGGCUUCGGCUUCGGGGACAUCUUCAAGGAGGGCAACGUGAAGCUGCGUCCCCGCGCCGCCGAGGACAGCGCCGACGGCGCAGACUGCAGCAAGGCGGCCGACAGGUCCAAUUUCCCCGGAAGCCACUCUUCCCUGACGAAGAAGAAGCAAGCGCCGGUGCCCAUCGUGGACCCCGCCUCCAAGCCCGAGCCUGAGGCCCGGCACAAAGCUCGGGAAUAUUGCAAAGCGUUGUUCUCGUACGAAGCGCAGAACAAUGACGAGCUCUCGCUCAAGGAGGGCGAGCUGGUCGAGAUCAUCGCCAAGGAUUGCGGGGACGCGGGCUGGUGGGAGGGGGAGGUGAACGGGAAGAGAGGCGUCUUCCCCGACAACUUUGUCAAGCUUCUGCCCGCCGAGGUGGAGAAAGAGCAGCAGCGCUCAUCACCUAAAUUCCUCAGCAAACCUUCACUGAGAGUUGCCGAGGAUAAGCCCAAAAAGCCGCCUCCUCCAGCCACCCUCGUGAAGGUGAACCUAGGAGACAAGAAGGAUGUCCGCAAGGUCGUUCCAGACAAGCCUGAACGGCCCGAGCUCCCCUUCAAGCAGGAGGAGAAGGACGAGAGGCACCCGGACAUCCCCGCCAAGCCGGCUGCUCCGGCCAUCCCCCCCAAGCCGGCGGCUCCCAAGGGCCCGGCCAUCGCCCGCAUCGGCUCCGGCGUGGGUCCCAAGCGGCCGGAGAAGCCCUCCACGCCCGUCUCCCCCGUGAGGCCUACGGGUGACUUCGUAGGAUUCUCCCACCCCAAGCUGGUUGAGCUGGACUCGUCCGACAAGAGCACAGACAGCGAGCUGGUGGGGUUCGACGUGGUGGUGCCCUCUCCCGAGAAGCUCAAUCACCCGACCACCAACCGGCCCAAGCACAAAGGCCGCCGGCCACCCAGCCAGUUCCCUGGCAAUGUCUUGUGGGAAAUGGAGAGCCCGUCGGCGGAUGGCGCCGUGUCCCGCUCGGACUCGGGCGAGGAAGCAGAAGAUAAGCAGCACCGCACCCCCGAGCAGCCGAACUCGUCGCAAACGGACGGCGGGCGUCCCAUUAGCAAGAUGCUGGAACCAAAGAAGAAGCCGCUGCUGGGCCUGGGCGGGACGACGGCGACGCCCGUGACUCCUCCAGCGUCGCAGGGGUCGCAGGGGGCGAGCGGAGGGGCGUCGUCCCCGCUUUCGCGACCCCUGUCGGCCAUCGUGAGCGAGGCGCUCAGUUCGCGGAGACAGCCGCCGUCCGGCGCGGAGCCACAAGGCGGCGGUGGCGGUGGCGGCGGCGGCGGCGGCGGCGGCGGAGACGACCUGCAGGCGCAGGUGCGAGAGCUUCGCGAAGCCAUGGAGGCCAUGAAGAUUCAGCACAAGAGAGAGAUAUCGCAGCUGGUCAGCGAGCUGGAGGAGGAGAAGAAGCGGAGAGUGCAGCUUCAGGUGGAGGUGGAGAGGAUAAAAAAGCAGCUGCUGGUGAAGUGAGCGAGCCCACUUUGGAGGAAGAUCGACCGGACGAGAGGACCAGGGCACGGCCGAAGAGAACGAGUGUGACAAAAAAAAGAUAUAUCUUUAUUUUUUGUUUUGUUUUUAUUAAUAUCGGACGUCAGCGAAUUUAAGUUCAUAUUUUUGUUUUAAUUUUGUGAAUAUCUUUGUUUUCUCAAUCAAAGCUUGGUGACAUGGGGAGAUCUGAUUUCUAUAUAUGUACAAGUAUAUAAAUAUAUAUCUGGGUCUGGUGUAACCUUUUUCUGGGUUUAGAUGCAUAUUGUUACUGGAAUUUUCACUGUAAAUAAUCCCUGCCAUUGUGAGCCAAAAUGGCCUUAAGAUAUGAACCUAUGCUGCACCGCUGACUUGAAUUUUGCACUGUGCGCGCGCGCGUCUCUCUCACAAAGCAGGGUCAGGAAUUGGUUGAGUCAGGAAAAUUACACGAACCGCAUCAUCACAGUCUUCUGUGUCUCUCUCUCUCCCCAGCCAGAGCCCCGCCCGCCCGCUCUUAAUUUCUCUUGAGAAACUCGGUGUGCUCAGCACUGUUGCUGUCACCUCUUGUCCAGUCAGCCAGCCAGCCAGCCGCCCACCCCACCUCUGCUCUUACUUCUUGCGGUCCAAGCAGCUUUCCUGUAGCUAGUCGGCACCCCUGCGUUCGUCUCCUAGGUCGCAGCGGUAUCCUUUCCAUCCGCGGUGCUUGGCGUUCGCCGUGAAUGUGUCGACGUAUAUUCUUCGGUGGCGGUUUCUAUAUUUUUUUCGAGCUCCCGUGUUAAGGUUGGCCGAAAGUGGCUCACGAGCCGGGCGUGGGAGUUUAUUUUACAAGACGGAGACGACCACCACCGUCGUCGGUCGAGGUCGCCGCUACGGGUUUUGAAAGCGCUGAAUGGCACUGGGACGUCGCGAGGAGACGAGUUACGAGUCCACUUGUGUGCGCCGUGCGUGCGUGUCUAUGCUCUUAAAUUUUCACGUCUUCUAAAACACAAACUCCUGUCACUCGAGCGUCUAAUGAUCUAUUUAAUGGUAUUUUAAUAAAAACAACAGAAGGAAUCUAUAAACGAUGCCAAAUUAACGUUGCAAAGUAACAUCGACUGCAUGAGAAUAUUUGUGACGUGCGGGGAUUGCUAUCGCGGCGUAGCCUACGUUUGAACUUUAGGGCCUCAUUUUAGGUCUCGAGCAAACACUGGAGCAGUUGUGAACGUCAGUACGAUGAGGAUGCGACUUUAUAUUAAAGUGCUUCAGCCUGUAUAGACUGCUAUGACAGUACGGUAUUUGUUAGCGCAUUAAAGGAAUUGUGAAUUGCACCAUCAUGACCUUUCGUGCAAGUCGCCUUUGCAUCCUACUUGGAAGAAAACAGUCAACUGUCAUCCCUAAAUACAAGGCCACGUUUUCUGUCCAAGUUUGCUAUUCCUGAUAGCUUGUGUAACUCCUGGUGAUUUCUUUUUUAAUAUCUCACCGCCGAUUGGUCACCCUGUACUCCCGCGCAUGUGUUCACGGUUGUGCCGUACAGCUCUCCGAUUGGUUUUUACCGUUUGACCGCACGUUGUCGGGCGUUUCGGGCUUUCGCUCCCGGUUAGCUUCUUCGCUGUAGUUCCUGAAAAACGUUCUCAGCUCGUCGAGCAGAACGUCGGACAUCGUGCCAAAAAUAGCAUGCGGCAACAACCCAACAGCACAUCGGAGAGCCGCAUUUCGCUAAUCUGUAGCACGGAGAGAGGGAGAGAGAAAGGGGGCAGCAUUGCGCCAUGUUGAGCCAUCCAGUUCACUUGGGCCAGAUUCCCAAUUUGCCAAACGGCCGAUGCACCUCACCGUUACAAUUUGACCGAGUGUGUUGUUGGCAAUGGAGACAUCGGCACUUUAUUGGGCACCAUUUGGAUGAGAGGGGACAUUGGGUUAGCGGGCGAAUCGGACCUGUGGCGCAAUAAUAAUAAUAAUAAUGAUGUCGGUGUGAAGAGGUUGUGUCUUGUAUGAUAGCCGUUUUGUUGAUAUGAGGUUGGGUGAUGGUGCCCCAUUGGCUCUUGGUGUGCACUCUUAUUCUCACGUUGCUGUAACUCGGAUCCACCUCCUCUCCCGGUUGCUUCAGGAUCGUCCUCUUGUUGAGACAGCAGUACUGGGAAAUCUCGUUAAGUCUUCCCGAGACUUUAAAAGUCCCGGUUUUGUUGUUGUUAGUUCCUUUAUAGUAAUGAUACACCGCUCGAGACAAUGCAUCUACGCGUGAUAUUGUGAGAUAUUCUUCCCAUGACAUGUCCCAGGUUUGUGUACCUCAGAUGUGGGGGGGGGCGACCCUUACUGGAACACGAACGCCACCAGACACGAAACAUCGCCGAGCCGCUGGGAAUCAUCAGCGGUCGGUGUUGUCGUUAAUGUUCGGUGCAAUUUGUUGGAACGAUGAACAUUCCUUUGCACGAUCCUUUUACAUUCUCGUUUCUCAUCUUCGCUUUUCAGUGGUUGGCGCUGGGGAGGGAGGGGGUGGUGGCUUCACAUAUAUAUAUUUUUUAUCGGACGUGGUGGCAGAGUUGGUUAGCAAAUUGCACAGUCAAGCUGGCAAUCUGAGUAUUGAUUUCAUGGCCAAUGGCUAACAUCGGUGGUGAGUGAUAAGAACCAGCCCUGGGCCAAACUUCACCAACCUGCAUUGGUUGUUCCAGCGUGGUGAAGUAUGGUCAAACACGCUCACGACUAAAGCGCAUUGGGGGAGGGCUGUCAUGGCAGCAAUAGAUUGUCGAAGUGCUGGCAGUUAUUCCCAGUGCAUACGAAUAUUGUUCAUUAUGAAUGUUCACCAUUUUGGCUCAAACAAUAUGUUCCGAGUCUGGGAUGUUACCAGUUGCAAUGAAAUGCUUCCUCUAAAAAUAUACAAACUGUUUUAGAAAAACGUUAAAUAACAAUAGCGGUGUUGUAAUUGACAGCAAACCGGACUCAAUGACGCAAAAAAAACCUCGGCUAUUUAAUUUGCAUCGGAGGUCUGGACGUAACUUUAGCAGAAGGUGUAGAAAAUCCCCUCCCUCACUGCGUCGCUCCACUUAACAAAAAACGAAUCGCCUGCAAUGUUGGCCUUUAAACCACAGUCAAGUCUUUUCUAGCCAGAAUAUCGUCCCAUCGUCCACCCACCGUGCCCUCACAUCAAUGCGUGCAUGUUAACGAGCGGCGUGGCCGCUGUGUCGCUGGCUCCCCACACCGUAGGUCGGCGCUAGAGACUCGUAAGGCGCCGGGCACUUCGAGCAAUGACAAAGGGUGGGU